AUGCUAGAUUUGUUUCCAGCACCGAGUUAUACGGUAUGUGAACCAGACGAAGAUUUGCUAGAUGGCUGGUGCUACGUUUCAUCAGUUUUCUUUCUUCGCUUACGUUGUUUUGAAGGUGCCGUCGAAGUUGCGCCAUUGGUUUUGCGAUCGUAUCAAGAGGAACUAGCAGAACCUGCGUUGAACGGUCAAAACGUGAUCAUUUGCGCACCUACGGGCAGCGGUAAAACCUAUAUUGCCGUUAAAAUAGUCAAAGAUCAUAUUCAGAAGAGGAAGCAGUCUGGCAAGCCGUUUAAGUUAUUUCCCACCACUAGUCUUGUCGACCAGCAGUCGACUGUACUGCAGAAGUUCAUCACUGAGGGUAAGCUAAUUGCAGUCAAGGGUGGUACGAGCACGCCGAAGGCGACAGUAAUCAUGAGCUACGACGUGGUGGUUAUGACCCCGCAGCUGUUGUUAAAUGUCCUGUACGAUUCUGACGAUGAUCCGAGCCAUGUGGUAAUCGGCGAUUUUUCAUUGCUGAUUUUCGACGAGUGCCACCAUGUCACCAAAGAACAUCCGUAUGUGAAGAUCCUGCGGAUGCUGCUUACAAGAAAAUUCCAAGACGUUUCUACGAAUUCCUCCACCCAGGUGCGCCAUGUAAACCCGUUUUUACCGAGUUUAAAAACACCUUUCCUUUACCUUGCUCUUGACGUUUUUUCUUUCAGGGGGCGGUGCAAUACGCAGUUGAGGCAUUCGUUAUAUAAAAUCAACCCAUAUUUUUAA
This is a messenger RNA of Soboliphyme baturini, 759 nucleotides long. NCBI's taxonomy places the organism in Eukaryota, Metazoa, Nematoda, Enoplea, Dioctophymatida, Soboliphymatidae. The record is from the annotation of a GenBank genome assembly.